AAGGCUGUAGGGGAAAGCGGGUUCAGAGAGGCAAAGAGACGUUGGGAUCUGCGGCUAUGGGAAUCAAAGUAUACAGCACCACCGUCACCGCUUCCAGGGAGGUGAAGUCCCAGCAGGCAGAGGUGAUGCGCAUUCUGGAGAGCAAGAGCAUCCAGUUUGAGCUGAUUGACAUCUCUGUGGGUGGAGACGUGAGGGAGGAGAUGAGGAGCAAGGCGGGGAACCCCACAGCCUUACCCCCCCAGAUCUUCAAUGACGACCAGUACUGUGGGGACUAUGCCAUGUUUUUGGUGGCAGUGGAAACUGACAGAGUGGAGCAGUUCCUCAAGAUGGCCUGAGGACCCUGUGUGGUUGCUCCACCCUGCCCUCUUCAGCUCCACCGGCAUGGCCGACUUCCCACAAUCUCAGAGUCACUAAGAAUGCCAAAAACAACCAGCCAAUCAGUAAACACAUUGUUACAGACCAUACUAUCAGAUAUGGUCUGGCAAAUCAUUUGUUGUUUUCUACAAGUUCUUUUUUUAGUUUUUCUCCCGCUCAAGUCCUUUGCUCACUGGUCUGUGAAUGUCACCUAAUCUAUCUUAAUCUCAGUGGGAUCAAUAAAACACCUGGUAGUCCUGCCGUUUAGGUAAACUAAUCUGGGUUGUGGCCGUAUGUUCACUAAUGCGUAAAGUAAUCCAUGGUUUAACAUUUGCCGGCAAUCCUCUUUUUUUGCUGAAACUGACAGAGAAACAGUCACUAACACAAAAACCACAAUCAUUACUAGUCAUGAUCAGAUUGCACUAUUAA
Megalops cyprinoides (Indo-Pacific tarpon) is the source of this 783-nucleotide messenger RNA. Its product is annotated as SH3 domain-binding glutamic acid-rich-like protein 3. NCBI's taxonomy places the organism in Eukaryota, Metazoa, Chordata, Actinopteri, Elopiformes, Megalopidae. Gene Ontology annotation, cellular component: cytoplasm. The coding region runs from base 57 to 335 and encodes 92 amino acids. The record is from RefSeq and is a predicted model, not a curated record. The transcript is spliced from 3 exons.